Messenger RNA from Thalassophryne amazonica, 1814 nucleotides. Its product is annotated as zinc finger protein OZF-like. The coding region runs from base 272 to 1753 and encodes 493 amino acids. The record is from RefSeq and is a predicted model, not a curated record. The transcript is spliced from 2 exons. NCBI's taxonomy places the organism in Eukaryota, Metazoa, Chordata, Actinopteri, Batrachoidiformes, Batrachoididae.
CAUCUUUUCAAGAUGGCGGUUGUGUGUUGAAGCUUUGUUAGCAGAGUCUCAACUUCCUCUAAUAUCUCAUAGAAAUGAAACGUCGAGACCGCUGUAGGCGCAGAUAAACCUGGAACCGGAUUAAAACUGGACUUUGACUUGUUAACCUUUUUAAUCACUAUUUGACAUCUGACGCUUUGCCGUUAGUUCCCAAGGCAACGCUAGCGGAGUUAGCUUAGCUUGCUAACUGGGCCUUUUGUGUGCGGAAACAGUUUGUGUCAUUGUGUGAAAAAUGUCUAAAGUCCAAAUGCUGAGAGCGUUACUGAAGCAGAAACUACCUGCAGAUGAUGAAGAAGAGAUAUUUGAGCUGUUUGAGAGAACGAUAGCAGAAUACGAGGAGGAACUUUGUCGAUUAAAAGAGGAGAUCGAGCGACAAAGAAAACUACUGAAUGCUGUUUACAAGUCCGAAACAGAAGAUGAGCAGGAGCUGUUUGUGAUUAAAGAAGAAGUCUCCCCUGACCAGCAGAAGUCGAGCUGUAGUGGGGACCAAGAGGACACGGAACUUGCUCACGUUAAAGAAGAGGAGCUGUGGUUCAGACAAGAACACAACCAAGAAUUGGAGGAGUCUGACAUCAUCAAAUUCACAUACUCUCCUGUCCUUGCGAAGUUUGAAGAUGGCGUGAAACCUCAUUCACAGCUUUGCCGACCACAAACUCAGGAUAAUAUGGAGACAGAGCAUCUAGAUAGAAGUUCAGUCGAACAGGGCAAAGCAGAAAAUGAUUUAGAGGGUUGUGUACAAUCAGAACCAGCAAGCAAUUUGGAUCCAGACAGUCACUUAUACUUACAUGUGGAUGACAUGAUUUCAGAUCCAUCUGAAGCAGAGACUGUUGUCAGUGAUGUUGAUUGGAAAGAGACCAGUGAAUCUCAGUCAGGUUUCAAUUCUCCAAAAUCUGCACCUGACAGCAGAGAUAUUACUGACACAAAGCCGUUUACAUGCUCUGAGUGUAAGAGAGGAUUUGGUAAAAGAGACACUCUCAUGAGACACAUGAGAAUUCAUACAGGAGAGAAGCCAUUUAGUUGCAGUGAAUGUGGUAAAAAGUUUGGCCAAAAGGCCAAUCUCAACUGCCACAUGACGAUGCAUACAGGAGAAAAACCAUUUAGCUGCCCUAAAUGUGGUCAAAAUUUUCGGCACAAGGGCACUCUAAAGAAGCACAUGAUAAUGCACACCGGAGAGAAACCGUUAAGCUGCACCUAUUGCGGUAAGAGGUUUGGCCACAACAGCAAUCUGAAGGCGCACAUGAUAAUUCAUACAGAAGAAAAACCAUUUAGCUGUUCAGAGUGUGGUAAAAGGUUUAACUUCAAUAGCAAUCUAAAAAAACACAUGACAAUCCACACAGAUGAGAAACCACUGAGCUGCUCUGAGUGUGAUAAAAAGUUUGGCCACAUCAGCAAUUUAAAGGCGCACAUGAGAAUUCAUACAGAAGAGAAGCCAUUUUGCUGUUCCCAGUGUGAUAAAACAUUUGGCCAAAGCAGCAGUUUAAAGACACACGUGAGAAUUCAUACAGAAGAGAAACCAUUUAGCUGCUAUGUAUGUGGGAAAAGAUGUGCCCACAAUGGCAAUCUGAAGAAGCACAUGAGAAUUCACACAGGAGAGCAACCAUUUAGGUGUUCUGAAUGUGGACAAAGGUUUUCUCAAACCAGCAGUCUGAAGAGACACAUGAAAACUCAUGCUGAGACUAGAAACAAUUUAAUUCCUCCUUUAGAGGUGAUGUAAUAGACAGCAGCUCCUUUCCAUUAACAGCAGUGGACACAGAAACUGAGACCUCAAGACCCCC